UCACGGAUCAGCUGCGGGCGGCCAAUGAGAAGCGAGCGCACGCGCUUGAAAAGCGUUUCCAUCUGCUGCUCUCCGCAGAAUCAAAACAAAGAUCAGCAGCUCACAGGAACUUCUCAUGUGCGACAGUCUUCAUUAACUCGUAAAGAGAAAGUGAGCACCUUGAAGAACAUGUAUUCAUCCUUGACUGAUGAUUAUGUUCAUCAUGAAAGUCAGAUGAAGAGUGAAAAUGAGAAGCUCAAAAGAGAACUGGAGCAACACAAACUCAAAGAAAGAGAGUGGGAACAAAAACUCAAGGAAGUGGAGGACAGAUUAAGACUGGAGACAGAUCUGAGGAGAAGAGAGAAGGAACUAGAGUCCAAAGAGAGAGGAACGACAAAGAAAGAGCAGGACAUCCUGUUUUGUGGAGAAAAUCAUGUGCUACAUCUAACUUCUCCUGUGGUGUCUGAAGAAAAGCAGAGAUCUCUAGAUGAAAGAAAAGGAGAGUGGAAGAGCAAAGAUGAAGAAGAUUCACAUGACAGUGAAUCACCUGAGUUUGGAAAACCUGUGAGACGCAACAGCAGCCAAUUUGAGAUCCCUAAUAUGACUGAAAGUGAAGAUGAACACCUAAACACACUCCGAAAUCACAGACGUCAAUUGGAGGAUUCAACAUAAUUUUACUCAACUUCAUCAAUAUUCAGUAGACAACUCAAAAUGUGGUUAAAGGUCAAAUAUCCAAUCCAUCUACAGUACAUAUGUGUGAAACACCUCACAGCCUUUAAAAACAUGGAGAUAUAACACACAACAGUUUCAAGUUACUAUGGAUUCUGGGCAGCUGAGCAAGAAGUGAUGUUAGAAAAGGAAAGCAUGCUUAAAAAAAUAACUUAUAAAUGAAUAAAAAUGCUUUAUGUGAAAAUAACCCUUACCGUACAGGAUUUCAGAAAGUGCGCAGAGUCUUGCGUGCACACUUAUGUGGAUUUUAGUACACCAAGCUUAGCGUGUGUACCUAAAGGUUCCUAAGCAUCACAGAGGUGCUGAACCGCACAGGAGAGGCAAGCUCAAACUUUACCUCUGGCGAGGGAAGCAUCACAUGAGGCAGCAUAUACAAGAAUACUUCUGUAACUGCAACCUCCACUUCCCGCUGGAUGCAACAGCACCCCUAAGCGGCCAGGAGACUCCUCAGGUGAACUGGCCAUACAUCCAUGAAAUUCCCUGCAGUGCUGUGCCAGGCGUGAUGAUCAAGGAGGCUCCCUCAGAAACGUGUGAUCUCAGCCGCCUAAUACUGGAACAUGAAGCCGGAUGGCUGGUGCUGGGGAGUGUUUAGUAAACCCUGUAACUGAGCACUGCAAAGGAAACUCAAAGUUUAUUGGUAUACACAUAACCCCCAGCAAUUUAAUAUACGUAAGUGUAUAUACAGAAAGGGUUACAUACUCACUCACCCUCCUGCGCUUGAGCCCCGCUCAAGGGGCAUCUCCUUUUAGUCCGGACUAUCAGUAAGAUGGUUGCUGUGAACAUAGAACCAGCCAAAAACAUUAUAGGUCCAACAUAGGAGACUGUUAUGCGAGGGUUUUCCAACUAACCUUGCCUUCGUCUCCCUGAACUUCUUGAUCACCAUCUCCAAGGAAAUACUGAAAAGUUCAGUAGGCAAAACCUGAGCAUCGAAAAGAAAGAAAAGGUUUUGACCUAUACUCAGGUCAGUCAAUCAGUGAUCAGUUGAAGGACUUCUUAAUAGUAAAUAAUAUUCUUAUUCCUUUUCAAUCAGGUUUUAGGAAAGGGUAUAGCACCAUCACAGCAGCCACAAAGGUAGUUGUUGAUAUUGUUAGUGCUAUUGACUGUAAAGAAUCUUGUGCAGCAUUAUUUAUUGAUCUUUCAAAAGCUUUUGAUACGGUUGAUCAUGCUAUUUUGUUAAAACGUCUGUCUAAAAUCGGGAUGUCUGAUAAUGCUAUUGAAUGGUUUAAAAACUAACUGUCUAGUAGAUAUCAGUGUGUCACUUGUGAAGGCAUUAUAUCAGGGGAGGCAGAAUUAAUGGUUGGAGUCCCUCAAGGUUCCAUAUUAGGGCCUUUGUUGUUUACGAAAUACAUAAAUGAUAUCUGUACAACUGUAGAUGUAGCUGCACAUCUCUAUGCGGACGAUACUAUUAUAUACAGUACUGCUAGAUCUCCGUAUGAGGCAUUAAAUAAAUUGCAGGAUGCUUUUACAGUUUUACAAAAAAAUCUACUUAAAUUAAAAUUGGUACUAAACUCUAAAAAGACCAAAUUUAUGUUAUUUACUCAUUCUAGGAAUGUACAGGAUUUGCCUCAAAUUAUUACUCUAUAUGACCAGAAAAUUGAAAGAGUGUCAUGUUAUAAUUAUCUGGGUUUUUUAUUAGAUGAAAAGCUCACUUUUAAUCCACAUGUAAAUUGGUAAAAAAGCUGAGAGUUAAAUUAAGAUUUUUUUUAUGGAAAUAAGGCUUGUUUUAAUUUAAAGGCAAGAAAGGAACUUGUUGCUGCUACCUUUUUAUCUUAUAGACUAUGGAGAUGUUCUGUACAUGCAUGCAGCAAAGUCUGUUUUACGGUCAUUGGAUUCUGCUCUACGCUUUGUCACUAAAGCAGAGUAUUUUACACAUCAUUGUAGUUUGUAUAGUUUAUCCGGUUGGCCUCCACUCUCAAUCCAUAGACAGUAUCACUGGCUUAUUUUUAUUUAUAAAGCAGUGUUAGGACUAUUGCCUUCUUAUUUAUCAGUUUUCUAUUUUGUAGAAAACAAUAGAUACAAUCUUAGGUCUAAUAAUAGCAUUCUUUUUUCUACACCUGCUGUAAAAUCUGAAUUUGGUAAAAUCGCCUUCCGUUACAAUGCUCCAACAUGGAAUGCUUUGCAGAAACAGUUGAAGAUAAGCACUAUUAUCCCACUUAAUGAUUUUAAAUAAUAUGUCACAGAAACCUUCAGCUAUAAGUGUGAUUGUAUAUAGACUGCUGUUCUGUUUUGAUUCUUUUAUGGAGCUUCAUGUAGCUGUCAUACUCCGUGUAGUAGGAUGUCUUGGUUAUUUUGUUAUUGUGUUAUUUUGUUUGUUGUUGUAUCUGACUUUUAUCUUUGUUAUGUGUUGUGGUAUGGUUUAUUUGGUGUUGAUAUGUUAUUGUGUAAUUUGGUAUGCUUUGUUUGUUUUAGAUGGUUUUUUUUAUUUUUUAUUUGUAUUUUCUUUUCUUUUCUUCUUUUUACAUUUUAAGUGCUGCCUUCCUUGGCCAGGGACCAUUUGAAAAAGAGACUAUCGUCUCAAUAUGAUUUCCCCUGGUUAAAUAAAGGAAUAAAAAAUUUUAGACAUA
Molecule: messenger RNA, 3272 nt
Organism: Carassius auratus (goldfish)
Lineage: Eukaryota; Metazoa; Chordata; Actinopteri; Cypriniformes; Cyprinidae
Product: golgin subfamily A member 6-like protein 1
Exons: 4
Coding region: 25-651 (208 amino acids)
Source: RefSeq, a predicted model, not a curated record